This is a messenger RNA of Lates calcarifer (barramundi perch), 1119 nucleotides long. RefSeq names its product contactin-associated protein-like 5. NCBI's taxonomy places the organism in Eukaryota, Metazoa, Chordata, Actinopteri, Centropomidae. The record is from RefSeq and is a predicted model, not a curated record. The transcript has 7 exons. The annotation marks the transcript as partial.
AUGUUACCAGGGUCAUCCUUCCAGAGCUCCUCUCAGUCCUCAGCCAGCUCUGCUGCCAGUGCAAGGCUCAACAUAAGAGAUGAAGCAGGAGGCUGGUCUCCCGAGAUUUCAGACCGACAGCCUUGGCUCCAGGUGGAUCUCGGGGAGCGGAUGGAAGUGACGGCUGUGGCCACACAAGGGCGUUUCAACAGCCAGGACUGGGUCAGCAGUUACCUGCUAUUCUACAGUGACACAGGCCGGGCCUGGAAACAGCACAGACAGGAGGAUGGAGGAGGGAGGUUUGUGGGUAAUGUGAAUUCAGAGGCUGUCGUCCACAACAAGCUGUCCCACUCAGUGAGAACCCGUUUCCUGCGUUUCGUCCCUUUGGACUGGAGCCGCAGUGGCUGGCUGGGCCUCAGGGUGGAAGUGUAUGGCUGCUCCUUCAAAUCAGAUGUGGUGAGCUUUGAUGGCGGAAGCUCUUUGCUGUACCGAUUCAACCAAAAGUCCAUGUCAACAGUGAAGGACGUGAUCUCACUGCGCUUCAAGAGUCGUCAAGCUGAGGGGGUUUUACUGCAUGGGGAGGGACAGAGGGGAGAUUACAUAACCCUGGAGCUCCACGAAGGAAAACUGGAUCUCCAUCUCAACCUAGAUGAUAGCAGGCUGAGGUUGAGCAGCAGUCCUGUUGCUGUCACUGUGGGCAGUCUGCUGGAUGACCAGCACUGGCACUCGGUCCUCAUCGAACGCUUCAACAGGCAGGUUAACCUCACAGUGGACUCCCAUACACAACACUUUCAAACCAAAGGAGAAGGACUCUCACUGGAUGUGGACUAUGAGCUGAGCUUUGGAGGUAUCCCCCUGCCUGGUAAACCUGGUACUUUCCUCAGGAAGAACUUCCAGGGCUGCAUGGAAAACCUCUACUACAAUGGCAUCAACAUCAUAGACCUGGCAAAGAGACGCAAGCCACAGAUACACAGUGUGGGCAAUGUGACCUUCUCAUGCUCACAGCCCCAGCUGGGGGCCUGCACCUUCCUGAGCUCAAGCAGUAGCUUCCUGUUGCUGCCAGGUGCAGCAAACACCACAGGGGGUUUCUCUGUUCAGUUCCAGUUCAGGACAUGGAACCAGGAUGGGCUGCUGUUCUCU